Molecule: messenger RNA, 2592 nt
Organism: Didymodactylos carnosus
Lineage: Eukaryota; Metazoa; Rotifera; Eurotatoria; Philodinida; Philodinidae
Source: the annotation of a GenBank genome assembly
AUGCUCAAUCAAGCCUUUCGAGACGAAAAUCUUGACAAUAUUUUCAUCUACCGGUCGUUCAUCAGAGACUUAUCCGAUCAAAUCGAUAUCUUGCACAUGGAACAACGUGAAUCCGGCUUUGACUCGUGUACAGUCUAUCGCGGUACAUGUCUAGCUUAUGACGAUAUUGCCGUGUUGAAAUCAAAUAAAGGUAAAUUGAUCUCAUUUAAUGGGUUUCUUUCGACGAGUGUAUAUGCAGAGGUUGCCGAACUCUUUAAACAGCCAAGUAAUGAUCAGGAGCAAAUGGAAUCCGUUUUAUUCGAAUACUAUAUCGAUGCAAAUCUUGAGACAAGCUCAUUUGCCUACGUUGCGUUUCUUAGUGCUAGUCCUGAUGAAGGAGAGGUGCUUUUCAAUAUUGGUACCAUCUUCCGUAUUAAUCAGAUCAAAUACGACGAGAGUAAAAAAUUGUGGCACGUACAUUGCGCGCUUUGUGCGAAAAGCGAAGUUGGUCAUCAUUUUAUGGAUGUGGAACGGAAAACAGAAGCCUAUAAUUUUUUUUACUUUGGGUAUUUGUUGGUCAUGGCUGGUGAAACUGACCGGGCUGAAAAGUUUUACUUGAAAAUACUCCGUGAAGAAGUGGACAUUACAGUAAAAGCUCUCUGCUACUGUCGUCUGGCAAGAAUAUAUUCCGACAAGGGUGAAUGGACACGUUCAAUUGAUAUGUACAAAAAGUUGUUCCAGCAUUCAUCCUAUUUGAGUAAAAACUAUGGUGAGUUUUCAAAGCUGAUCAAUAUUGAUAAGCGUAUUGUCAGAGUGGUUGUGGAGAUCGGAGAAUACGAUCUUGCUCUUCAGCUUCUCACUCAAGAGUUGUCACUUCUCGAUGAUACCGAUCCGAAUCAUUCUUACCAUCUGGCAAUAGUACUGUUCAAUAUUGCCACAGUUUAUAAGCUGCGGGGCGAUGACGAGAGAGCGCGUGAGUAUUUUAAACAAAUCGAAGAAUUAUCUGACGACUCCUUCACUGGCCCAGAGGAAGCAGCUCUUCAUAAUAACAUAGCUCUCAUGGCAAUGGACCGUGGCGAUGUCGAUGUGGCUCUCAGAUACUUUCGGAAGGCAGCUACCAUCCUUAGAGAGACUCUGCCGUCCAUGCAUGAAGAAUUCGUUACUUUAUACAACAAUAUUGGUUUUGCGUUCACAAAACAAGGCAACCUCGAUUCAGCAUUGGAAUAUUUCAAUAUGGCCUUAAAAAUUGCGGAUUCACCCAGCAAAAGUAAAUAUCUUAUGAAUGUGUAUCUUCAUCUGGGAUACGUUCACUCCCUUCGGGGUGAUUUUGAUGUGACUGAGACAUUCUACGAGAAAGCCCUUCUCCUACUCCCUGAGAAGCUACCGGAGUACCGUUCAAGUUUAGCUGGUAUUUAUACUAACACAGGCACCGUACUAGCCGAACGAGAGAAACUCGAUGCGUUUGAGAUGGUGUUUACAAAAGCGUCUGAAAUCUACUCACAGAAUAUGAGUUCGCGCAUGGCUGCUAUAUGUUUUGAACACAUGGCUGACUUAUAUGCUAAAAAACAUCUAUUUGCCAAAGCUCUAAUAUUUUCGACUCGAGCACUUGAAAUGCAAAUGCAAGGAUAUGGUGAAAAUCAUCAUAGUACUGCAACAGCAUAUCGUCAAUUGGCCGACAUGUAUUAUAUGAGUGGUGAUGAAAAUCGAGCUUCCGAAUUCCAUAAAAAAUCGUUAAGUAUACUUGAAAACAUAACUGUCUCCUCUGAGGCGAGCGAAAUCGAGCGUGCAACUUUGUACGAAUCAAUGGGAACAGUACAUCUCGACAGAGCAGAAUGUGCACUUGGAUGUGAGUAUUACAUGAAAUCGUUGAAAAUUCGUGAACACUUGUUGUCCGAGAAACAUCCAGACUUGAUAAAGACGUACGUUCUUCUGGGUCGUUCAUACUUUCGCCUAGGAGAGCUCGACUUAGCAACCAAUUACUAUAAUGAAGCAAGCUUGAGAGGCUCUGUAGACGUCCAAAUUGAUCUGGGUGACAUAUACUUGGAUCGAAAGCAAUAUGAUCUGGCAGAAAAAGAAUAUAUAAACGCACUCGAGUCGUAUAAGGCAAUCUACGGUGAGAAUAAUCAUUAUACUUGCGUCGGCUAUUCGAGAAUGGGCGUUCUGUACAAGCAACUGAAUAAUUAUGAACAAGCAUCACGAUGUUACAAGAAAAUCCUUGCCAGCGUACAAAAAACCUCUCCUGAUUGUGCUGAAUUAAUCUUUAAGAUGAUGAUAAUAAUUGCUGACUUGGCUGCCAAUUUUGAAGAUAACGAAGAAGCCUUCAACUAUUACACAUCUGCAGUCGAACUAUUAGAUCCGAAUCAAGCAGAGCUAAUGCCGACUCGUUGGCAUAUGCUGCACAGCUGUAUCGACACAAUGAACAGCUUUUAUAAGAAAUCAAAGUGGAAACAGGCACUUGAUUUUUGUCAAAAAGCGCACGCUAUUCAAAUUCAAUUUUUUCCCGAAGAUCUAGACACAGGCAGCGAGCUUGAGUCAUGUGCUGAGAACCUUCGAGAGAAAUUAGAGAUAUAUGCACCAGAAACAAUAUCAAAUCCGGUUCAGGAUAUCGGCUGA